Molecule: messenger RNA, 4277 nt
Organism: Arachis ipaensis
Lineage: Eukaryota; Viridiplantae; Streptophyta; Magnoliopsida; Fabales; Fabaceae
Source: RefSeq, a predicted model, not a curated record
ACCAAAUUUAGAAAAACCCUCAUUUCAAAAGCCACACUUCAAGUCUUCACUCUUCAACGGCUCUUCCGGUCUUCCCCUCUUCGAGUCUUCGCCUCUUCUCCUCUGUACGCCGCCGUCAACAGCUCUUCUCCUCUGCCUCUCGCCGGAUCUCGUCGGUGGUUCGUCGGACCCCUCCCUCUUCGAGUCUUCACUCUGAUUCGCGCCUCUAUCUCUCUGCCUCCAUUCCUCGACCUCCCAUUCUUGCCGCCGGAGUAUCUCUUCUUCAAUUGAGUUUCUCAUUUUGCAUAUUUACCGGGAAAAGGUGUUUUGCUACCAAGUCACCAGACACUAACCUUUGCAUCAUGAAGAAAGAUCUCCUGACUUUGAAUCUCACUUUCAUUUCCCUUGAUUGGAUCUGCUCUUAGCCACAGCCUCAGCCUCAGCUUGCCCACAGAUCUGUUUAUCAAAAGCAUCUAAUGGUAAAGACAUCCAAGAGUUUUGUUGAAGCACUACAAUACAUUCUCUCUUGUUGGAAAACGUGCAAACAUUGUGAAGCUUGUUUCCCUGUCUGGUAUUGUGAAGUAAUGCGAACCCGGAUAAAACAAGGGUGCAAGAGAAAGAAGUGGCUAUGCACAAGUUCAACUCAAAAGUUAUGCAGAUUUCAUAUAAUCCAUGUCACCCCUUCAGGCUUAUACCAUUUCUUCAUUGUAUCUACACCAGCACAACAUCUCAUCAAUCCAUUUACCAUUCGAAUCAGCUUCUUAAUGGGUUGUCAAAAUCUGGUCGAGUGGAUGAUGCCCGGAAAUUGUUCGACAAAAUGCUCCAGAGGGAUGAGUAUACUUGGAACACCAUGAUUUCCAUUUAUGUUAAUGUGGGAAGAUUGGCUGAGGCAAGAGAUAUUUUUUACCGGUUUUCAGGAAGAAGUUCCAUCGCAUGGUCCUCCCUCAUAUCUGGGUAUUGCAGAUUUGGGUAUGAAAGUGAAGCUUUUGAUUUGUUUAGGUGUAUGAGGUUGGAGGGUCAGAAUCCAAGCCAAUACACUCUGGGAAGUCUUCUGAGGGCGUGUUCAGCAUUGGGUUGGAUCAAAAGUGGAACAUUGAUUCAUGGGUAUGUGAUAAAGAACGGAUUUAAAUCCAAUGUGUAUGUUGUUACUGGACUUGUUGACAUGUACGCCAAGUGCAAAUACAUUUCAGAAGCUGAGUUUCUCUUCAAGGGGUUGUCCUUUGACAAGGGAAAUCAUGUACUGUGGACUACCAUGGUCACUGGUUAUGCUCAAAAUGGUGAUGGCUUUAAGGCAAUUGAGUUUUUUCGGUACAUGCGUAGGGAAGGGGUUGACUCCAAUCAGUUCACUUUUCCUAGCAUAGUGACAGCAUGUUCAGCAGUUUCAGCUCAUUGUUUUGGGGAACAAGUGCAUGGUUGCAUUAUACGGAGUGGUUUUGGAUGCAAUGUAUACGUUCAAAGUGCAUUGGUUGAUAUGUAUGCAAAAUGCGGAGAAUUUAAUAGUGCAAAAAGAGUGUUGGAAACUAUGGAGGAGGAUGAUGUUGUUUCAUGGAACUCUAUGAUAGUUGGCUGUGCAAGACACGGGUUUGAAGACGAAGUUCUAGUCUUGUUUCAAAAGAUGCAUGCAAGGAACAUGAAAAUUGAUGAAUAUACAUUCCCAUCUGUCCUGAACUGUUGCGUAAUAGGACUUAUAGAUUCGAAAUCUGUUCAUUGCUUAAUAAUCAAGACAGGGUUUGAGAAUUAUAAACCUGUUAGCAAUGCUCUUGUUGACAUGUACGCCAAAACUGGGAAGCUAAGUUGUGCAUUUUCAGUAUUUGGAAGGAUGCUUGAGAAGGAUGUUAUCUCAUGGACCUCUCUUGUCACAGGCUAUGCACAAAAUGGCUUGCAUGAAGAAUCCCUUAAAACUUUUUGUGACAUGAGAAUUGCCGGAGUCGGUCCAGACCAAUUUAUUUUUGCGAGUAUUCUGAGUGUCUGUGCAGAACUGACUGUUCUAGAAUUUGGUAAACAAGUGCAUGCAGACUUUAUUAAAUCAGGUCUUAAGUCAUCAUUAUCAGUAGAUAACUCUCUUGUGACAAUGUAUGCAAAAUGUGGAUGCUUGGAUCAUGCUGAUACUAUUUUUAUUUCAAUGCAAGUCCAGGAUGUAAUUACUUGGACAGCUCUUAUUGUUGGUUAUGCACAGAAUGGGAAAGGAAGAGAAUCCUUAAGAAUUUAUGAUGCUAUGGUUUCAUGUGGUACAAAACCAGACUAUAUCACAUUUAUAGGAUUAUUAUUUGCUUGUAGCCAUGCCGGUCUUAUGGAAGACGGUCAUAUAUAUUUUCAGCAAAUGAAUAAGGUUUAUGGUAUAAAACCUGGCCCUGAACACUAUGCCUGUAUGAUUGAUCUUUUUGGACGCUCAGGAAAGCUUGAUAAGGCAAGAGACUUACUAGAUAAAAUGGAUGUGGAGCCAGAUGCAACUGUAUGGAAGGCACUCCUUGCUGCAUGUAGAGUGCAUGGGAACUUGGAAUUAGGUGAAAGAGCAGCCACGAAUCUUUUUCAUUUGGAACCAAAGAAUGCAAUGCCUUAUGUUAUGUUGUCUAACAUGUAUUCCGCAGCUCAUAAAUGGGAUGAAGUUGCAAAAGUUCGAAAGUUGAUGAAAUCAAAAGGAAUAGUUAAGGAGCCUGGAUGUAGUUGGAUUGAGAUCAACGGCACGGUACAUACCUUCAUUUCUGAAGAUAGGGGACAUCCAAGGGUGGCUGAGAUUUAUUCCAAGCUUGAUGGAGUUAUAACACGAAUUAAGGAGGCUGGCUAUGUUCCUGAUAUGACUUUCUCUUUGCAUGACAUGGAUAGAGAGGGAAAGGAGGCCAGUCUUGCUUAUCAUAGCGAGAAACUGGCUGUUGCUUUUGGAAUUCUUGCUUCUUCACCAGGUGUCCCAAUUCGGAUUUUCAAGAAUCUCCGAGUAUGUGGAGACUGCCAUUCUGCUAUGAAAUAUAUAUCAAAAGUUCUGAAUCAUCAUAUAAUAUUAAGGGAUUCAAACUGCUUUCAUCAUUUUAAAGGAGGAGAGUGUUCUUGUGGGGAUUAUUGGUAGGAAUAGGAUUUUCUUUUGUCCUCGUACAAAUCACUCAUGCAGCUUCAAGGGGAACUUAUACAUCUAACAUCUAAAUCUUCUAGAGCUUGUCUAUUGUGAAAUUGUCAUGAUGACAUUUUGAUCAUUUACCCCACAACGAUCCUACUUGUACACAAUAUUGUUACUUCAUGGAUAUUUGAAUCACUUUGGUUGUCUCAUAUAUCUUAAAAACAGAAGCACCACUACAGUAUAUUGUCCUGCAAGCGCGCGGUGGUAGAUAUACUGUGAAACCUGGUGAGUCUCCUGUUGGGAUGGUGAUUUUGUACUGCAGCAACAAGGAUCGUCGUGUUAACCUAAGGGUGUGGAUUUUGCUAUGUUUGUUGCAUGGUUACCUCAUUUUUUGCAUCUGGUUGUCAAGUUUUAAGGGGCUGUCUAAAUGCUAGGGAACAGAGUAUAAUUUUUCAGACUGAUGAUGGAGAUUGUGAUGACUGAUGAUGUAUUUCAGUUCCUGAAAGUACCUGCUAUUUGCUUGAAUUGGACGAGAUGCACAUUGCAUUACUUGUUAAUUGGAACUCGGAGCAACAUCUUUUUCUCAAAUGGUGAUUGGUGAAGGAGGCACGGACCCGUCAGAAACCUACUUGUUAAUUGGGCACUUUUUAUUUACAAGUAAAAUUAUUUUGGGGGGUCAUUUUCUCAUAGCUUCUACUGGUAGUGGUCAAAGUCAAGUAGUGCCUCAUUUGACACCUUUGUUCAUUUUUCCACAAUAACCAAUAAUAGAAUGUUCUCUCCUUCUUAGGAAACUUCAAAGUGGAAAGUGAAUGCAUAAUUUCCACGGUGAAACCGUGUUUGUACAUGCAUGACAAAUGACAAUAAUGCUAUAUAAAAACACACACACUUAUUUUAUACACACGAGCCUUUUCUUCCACUUCGAGAACAAAAGAAUAUAUAUAAUGGUGACAAAGUAUAGUAAUUUUGCUUUGCUUACUGUUGCGGUGACGCUUCUGUUUAGACGAUGAAUAAGGGAAGAAAUUGUUAUUAUUUAAGCCAUUAUUUUUUUUAAUUUAGAAUUUGCUAUGCCUAUUCUAUUCAAAACCAUGUAAUAAAUACUAUGAAUAAUCAUUACUAUAUUCGGUGAGGUUAGUCAUAUGGAUCAUUCAAGGCCAGCGAAUUAGUGAAAGCAUUUAAGUUGCGUUUAUAUACAGGUUACAGGCACGCGUAAUAGUGUAGGAUGGAAUUAUAUUUGUAUUAAAUUAGUAUA